This is a messenger RNA of Vicia faba (fava bean), 864 nucleotides long. The record is from the annotation of a GenBank genome assembly. NCBI's taxonomy places the organism in Eukaryota, Viridiplantae, Streptophyta, Magnoliopsida, Fabales, Fabaceae.
AUGUCUGGGUGUUCUAGGUGUUGUUUCAAAGAGUUUAGCAAUACAGGGCAUUUAGAUAUAACUGAAACUGCUUCACAUUCCCAAUCAACGUCCUCCAUCUGCAAAUGGACCUCAAAGCCUUACCACUCCUUGUUUUCCACUCCCACAACAGACACAAUUAUGUUUCCUUCCUUACUUAGCAUAUAUUGUUUACAUGAAGUUGAUAUUAGCAAUUGUGGUUUAAGUCAACUAUUCCCUGAGGCAAUUGGAUGCUUACACUGGUUAGAAAUGUUAAAUCUUGGAGGGAACAAUUUUGUGACACUGCCUAGCCUUGGGGAGCUUUUCAAGCUUGUAUAUUUGAACUUGGAGAAUUGCAAGAAAUUGGAAUAUUUUCCCGAGCUUCCUUUCCCUACUACAAUCGAGCAGGAUCUUCGAAAGAACAAAUAUUGGAAGAGAACAGGAUUGUUCAUUUUCAACUGUCCUAAAAUAAGUAUGGAAUACCCUGUCUUCUUUUGCCUCAUUGCUGAAACAAAACUCCAAUUCUGCCAUUCCAAAAAGAGAUUGCAAGCACUAUCUCUCAUGGAUUGUGAGUUGUAUGGUGAAUUUCCAGUUGCAGUAUUUCAUCUUUCAAAAUUGAAAUAUCUGAAUUUGGGAUAUAAUCCAAAUCUCAUUGACAGUUUGCCCGAAUUUCAGUCUAGUUCACUCACCCAGUUAUACCUUGAAUACACAGGUUGUCCGAAUUUCAGUUUAGUUCACUCACCCAGUAGUUAUACCUUGAAUACACAGCGGCUGAGCAAAGGGGCUGGUGUGCGGCGAAGUCGAUGGGUUGAUGUUGUGGUAGUGGUGAUGGCAGCAACGCCGUCGGCCGUUGCGGACUUGCGGUGA